Macroventuria anomochaeta is the source of this 2920-nucleotide messenger RNA. RefSeq lists its product as uncharacterized. The transcript is spliced from 4 exons. The record is from RefSeq and is a predicted model, not a curated record. Gene Ontology annotation, molecular function: DNA binding; DNA-binding transcription factor activity, RNA polymerase II-specific; zinc ion binding. NCBI's taxonomy places the organism in Eukaryota, Fungi, Ascomycota, Dothideomycetes, Pleosporales, Didymellaceae. Bases 97 to 2772 code for a protein of 891 amino acids. Gene Ontology annotation, biological process: regulation of DNA-templated transcription; DNA-templated transcription.
UUCACGCGCCGAAGCCUACGUCCGUAAGGACAGCCGUGGCGUACUCCACACACCUAACCUGCAUGCACCAGACUGCAACAAGAUUCACUUUCAGCAAUGACUGAUUCGUCGAGCCCAACGCGUUCCGGUUCUAACGGCCAGGUCCGGACUUCCUCCUUGAACACAACUGGCACUGUGGACGAGAGAAAGCCACAGAAUGCGCAGCCUCGUGUGCGUCGUCGUAAUCGGAUUAUCAGCUCCUGCCUGGAAUGCCGACGCCGAAAGCUCAGGUGCGACAGAGGACAGCCAUGCAAUAACUGCGUCAAGGUCUCUCGUCAAUGUCAUUUUAUUUCGCCAGGUUUUGAUGCUGCAGCGCAAGCCAGGCUGGCUGAAGUCAAAGAAAAGAUGGGUAUACUCGAAAGGAGCCUUGAAGAGGAUAUAGCACAGCGGAAUCGAGCUCAGGCAGGGUCGCUAUCCUCUAUCAACGAGUCUGACCCAACCUUGAGCUAUGAGGAGACUUACAGCGAAGAUGAGGAGGAAGACAUCAAAGACCUAAAGUCGUCAGAGUAUGCCAGAGAAGAUGCCGCGUACUAUGAAUACGAAGAAGGCGACGAUGACAUUGUAGAUCUCGGCAUAGCGCUGGGCAAAGUGAGGAUCACCGAGAGAAUUGGUGGUUUGGUACGACCCAAGUUCUCCGAUGAACUAGGACAAGCGCUGAAGGAGCUGCCCAAGAGAGAACCUCAGGACCCAAACUCGUUCUCGACCAGUGCUGUAGAUUGGAUGAUGCCAUCAAAGGACUACGUUGCACCCUCUUCGAGCUUCUUCUUCACCCCGGGCGCUGAAAGAACAACCCUCAUGAACUACCUUCCGGCCAAAGUCUUGGUCGACAAACUUAUGGCACAUUAUUGGCAAGCUGUACACGUGAUUGCGAGAACUGUCCAUCGUCCAUCCUUUGAGCGACACUACGAGAAGUUCUGGAAGAACGUGGCGUCCGGCAUUGAGCCACGCAACUCGUUCCAAGCUGUCGUGUUUGCAGCUCUGCUGAGCUCUGUGGUCUCCAUGUCUAAUGAGAGAGUAUUAACAGAGUUCGGCGUUGACAAGCAAGGGUUGGUGGACAACUUCAGAGAGGCUACAGAAGCCGCAUUGUCAAGAGCUAAUUUACUUCGUACCACGAAGCUUGAAACAUUGCAAGCAUUCGUCAUGUAUUUGAUCCCUCUUUGUCGAGCCGAAGUAUCUCGCGCACACUCCGCCCUGACAGGCACCUGCAUUCGCCUAGCGGAGUGUAUGGGUCUACACAAAGACCCCUCAGCAUACAGCACAUCGCCCAUCGAGUGUCAAGUUCGACGUCUCAUAUGGCAUCAGAUAUGCUUUCUCGACCUGCGCACUUGCGAAGCGACGGGCCCGCGACCACAAAUUCGGCCAGACGACUUCGAUACCCGUCUUCCUCUCAACAUCGAUGAUACUGAUCUCGAUCGAGCAGAACAUGGUGACAGAAGUAUCGAUGUAGAGAACGACCGGACAUACUUCACUGACAUGACAAUUACACGCAUGCGGUUCGAGUGUUACGACAUGCAUCGCUACCUGUGGGUCGAGCGUCCCAAACUGGAAAUGAGGAAGAAAGAAGGAGAAAAGAAGGUGACCAUCAACUUUCUACUUGCACGCAUCCAGUCGUUCAGAGCUGCCAUGGAGAAGCGAUACCUUCCCAUGCUGAGCAAGACGGCCCCUCUUCAUGCGCUUGCUUCGCAGAUCUACGGCAUCUUAUCCAACAGGCUGUACAUCCACAUCCUGCAGAAGUACCUGAGUAAUGACAGGCACAAGAUGCCUGACCGCCUACGUCAGAUCGUUCUCAGCGCAGCCAUCAUGAUCCUCGAGCAUAGUCAGAACAUCGAGCAACAACCAGCGCUUUCCACUUGGUCGUGGUAUGCUGGAGCCCUUCAUCAGUAUCACACCGCGCUACUGAUCCUCAAUGAGUUAUAUGCUCAAUCCUAUACACCAGCUAUGGAGCAACGAGCGUGGCGUGUGUUGGACUUUGUUUUCGAUCUUGGACCAGGUUUGACGAACCCAGAAAAAACCAGGGCGGUUUUGGAAGAAUUGAUGAACAAGAUGCAAGUGUAUGCCAGCGUCAAGAGGUGGAGAGCACCGAAGGACAUGCCACAAGCUGGACCACGAGUACACACUCCUGGAUACCAGCUUCAACAGCAACAAGCAGAUGAGAGAGCGCGUCACGACAGCCUACAGCCUUCAGCAGGAGUUGAUAGCCAGGCUCUGUUCAGCACCGCAAGUCCCGUAGGCCCACAGAUGUCACCACCAUUACAGCAACCAUUCGGACCACCAAGACUAUCCCAAUCGCAAAGCCAAGGCUCAGGUUCAGGUGCCAUAAGCUUCCCAGGAGCCAUGCCAAACGCCGACUGGGGUACCUUUGACGUUCCACCACCGACAUCAACUUCAAGUUUUCAGCAACCCUUGGUCAGCCCAGACAUGUAUGCAACACCCAACUACCCUCCAGCCACGGCUUCCAGCAAUCUCAUGCCUCCUCCCCGCAUAAUGUCGCAAGGCGGUGAUACAAGUAGCCUUACCAACCCAAGCGCAAUCCUGAGCUAUGGCGCGCCUACCAGCACCACAGGUAAUAGCCCGUUGGAUGCUCUGAACGAGAUUGACUGGAAUGAAAUCGAACAGCUAUUCGGCGGCGCGGAGACAGGCACUGGCAAUGUGAUGAUACCACCCUUCACAUUCCCUCAGUUCUCAGCUACUGAUCUCAGCGAUCUGCAGUGGCCGCAAGAAGGGUUUCAGUGAUACAUGCGAUUUUUCCCUCUGGCCUAGAUCGAGCGAUCAUUAUCAUGUGUAUUGUGCGACGGUACUUCAUUCGCAACUCCUCCAUUGUGCAUUGCUCUUUCCGUCUUUCACACCGACAACUAAAUGAGCAGGAGAUGCACACCCAAAU